This is a messenger RNA of Durusdinium trenchii, 1315 nucleotides long. The record is from the annotation of a GenBank genome assembly. Lineage: Eukaryota; Dinophyceae; Suessiales; Symbiodiniaceae.
GCUCAUUUAGCUCGAGCUUCAGCAUUUGCGCCGACAUCACUUGCGCCCACAUCGACCUUUUCGCCUAUCGCGUCAUGGAGGCCGUGCCCAAGACCGACGCCAAGAGCCCCCCAGUGGCGCCCAAGGCACCGGUGGCCGAGGCGCCUGCGACACCGGAGAAACUCGUUGCGUCCUCUCCGGAAGCCUCACCUUCGCGCCUGGCCGCACUCAAGGAGGAGGGCGCCAAGGUCCUGAGCGAUGCGAAAGCCAAGGCCCGUGACGUGGCAGCCAAGGUGCAAUCGGUUGAGCCAGUGACAGUGGUCUUGACCAAGGCGUCCGAGAUGAGGCAGUCCGCGACCACUGCGGCGGCCGCCACCACGGGGGCCGCCAUGGACCGUUGGGGCCAACUCAAGAGCGCGGCAGGCAACAGCUACGCAUCCUUGAAAGAGAACGGCGUGAAAGCUUGGGUCUCUGAGAAUGCGGUGGCCGCGAAGGGCUUGGCAGCACGUCAAUUGCAGUGGUCCCUGGACACCACCAAGAGCAUGGUGGAUUCGGUGAAGGCCGCCGCCACCAGCCGAGCACAGGAGACCCUCAAGAGCAUCCAGGGCACCUAUGCUAAGGGGAAGACCCACGCAGCCAGCGCCUUGGCGAACGCCAAAGACAAGGCAUCUCAGGUCCAGAGCAAGGCGAAAGACACGGCCAGCGCCGCACAUUCCAAGGCCAAGGAGGUGGUCACGGACAAGCACGUGCAAGCCACCGCUGCGGGUGUCUUGGGCGGCGCAGCCACCCUGGGCGCCAGUGGAGGCGCCACCGGUCUCGCGGCUGGCACUGUGGUGGGCGCAGCUGUGGGAGUUCUUCCGGCCCUCUUCACCUUCGGCCUCUCCAUCCCCUUGGGGGCAGCCAUUGGCGGUGGCGCAGGCCUCGCCGUCGGCGCCUCUGUGGGCGCUGCUGCGGGCGGCGUGGCGGGCGGCGCGGCCGGGCACCAGGCCUACGCCAAGCGGGAGCAGAUCGGAGAGUUCAGCACGAACACCAUGAACAAGGUCACGACUGGGGUGGAUGCGGUCAAGGGUAAGGUCACCACUGGUGUUGAUGCGGUCAAGGGCAAGGCUGUGGCCUCGGCGCAGUACCUCAAGGACCGAGCAUCUCAGGCCCGCGAGCGCCUGGGACGUAAGGCCUAGGCGCCUCUCGCAGCCACCGGUGCUGCCACAUGGGAUGAAGGCCGUGAGCGAGGGUCGUUGGAGCGGAACGGCCGGGUCGUUGAGAGAAACUCUCAAGUCGUCGAUCUCCGGUGGUGACCGUGGUGUCUCAUGAUUUCAUUGCUUCCCAGGCCAGUCAA